Thermothelomyces thermophilus ATCC 42464 is the source of this 1441-nucleotide messenger RNA. RefSeq lists its product as uncharacterized. Gene Ontology annotation, molecular function: hydrolase activity; carboxy-lyase activity. Bases 189 to 1256 code for a protein of 355 amino acids. The record is from RefSeq and is a predicted model, not a curated record. Gene Ontology annotation, cellular component: cytosol; cytoplasm. NCBI's taxonomy places the organism in Eukaryota, Fungi, Ascomycota, Sordariomycetes, Sordariales, Chaetomiaceae. Gene Ontology annotation, biological process: secondary metabolic process. The transcript has 3 exons.
UACUCGUUACCCACGUCCGUAUCAAACGUGUUCUUCAACCCAAAGUAGGGAAUACUCUCGCCUUCCAGCGUCGCAGAGAGCCGGGCCCUGCUUGACCUUUGACCUUGCGGGAGCAGAGUUCAUUGAGCGGAUAAGCCAGCAAUCCGCCACAACACCAACGAACCCCUUUGUGAACGCGGCCCGUCACCAUGGCCCAAAACGCACCCAAGGGCACCAUUGCCAUUGAGGAAGCCGUGCUAAACCCCGCAGGCCUGUCAUGGAUCGCUGAGUCGGCGCCCUUGUUCGACCCCGGCCAAGCCCGGUCCCCCUCCUCUUCGUCCCCGGAUAAUACAUAUGUCCAGAGGCUGAAUGAUCUGCUCAUCGACGUUCAUGGCGAGCGACUGGCCCAGAUGGACGCCCACGGCGUCGAGUACAUGCUUCUGAGCCUCACCUCCCCCGGAGCGCAGGGGGAACCUGACCCGGCCAAGGCGCGGGCGCUCGCGGCCGAGGCGAACGACUGGCUGGCGGCGCAGGUGUCCCAGAACCCGCGGCGAUUCGGCGCGUUUGCUGCCGUGUCGAUGCAUAACGCGGCAGAUGCUGUGGCCGAGGCGACCCGGGCGGUCAAGCAGCUGGGCAUGUUCGGCAUCAUGCUGAACGACUACCAGGUGGUGAACGAAGGGGGUAAUGCCGAGGGCAAGAAGUACUAUGACGAGGUCGACUACCGUCCCUUCUGGAAGGCGGUCGAGGAGCUCGGCGUGCCCGUGUACCUGCACCCGCGCUACCCCCCGGCCAAGGACCUGCAGCCGGGGACCAAGUUGGGGGACAGAAAACACAUCCUGGGCGCGGCGGUGCAGUUCCAUCUGGAUCUCAGCCUUCACCUGUACGCUCUUUGCUCUAGCGGCGUGUUUGACGAGUUUCCGAAGUUGCAGGUCGUGGUCGGACAUCUGGGCGAGGGGAUCCCCUUCAACCUGUGGCGUGCAGACCACUGGUACAACAAGCCAGUCAAGAAAGCCACGAGGCCGUCCAAGCAAGACUACAGCUAUUAUUUCCGCCACAACAUCUCCAUCACCACCUCGGGCAACUUCAACACUCCUGCCCUCAAGUAUUGCAUUGGCCAGAUCGGGCCCGAACGCUGUCUCUUUUCCAUCGACUACCCCUACGAUAGCAUCGCGGAAGCUCAGCAGUGGUGGCUCGCUCUUGAUCUGCCCGAGGACCAAAAGAGGCUAGUGGCACGAGAGAACGCCAUUAGGUUGUUCAAGCUCCCGCUCGAGAUUUAGUAACGCGUCAGCACUGAACCCGUAGCGUGGCGUCUUCCUACAACUACAUAGCAGCCUGGCCGUCCAGGCGAGUCAUCAUUCAUUACGUGCAUGCGUGAAAGGUUCAAUCCCCGUUUCCGACGUUGGGUCUUCAGAGGAAGCCUGCUGAAAGCAAAUGGCAAAACUCCCGUGGCAGUCAAGAAAAC